This is a messenger RNA of Symbiodinium natans, 1353 nucleotides long. Lineage: Eukaryota; Dinophyceae; Suessiales; Symbiodiniaceae. The record is from the annotation of a GenBank genome assembly.
AUGGGAAACGCAGGUUGCUGUUCCAGCAAGGAUGGUCACCCUGCCUACGAGGCCUUGUCCACAGCGACGUCAAGCAUCACUGGACGCAAGAAAGCCUUGCUGGUAGGCCUCAACUACCGCAACUCGCGCGCAGAGCUGCACGGAUGCAUCAAUGAUGUGAACAACAUGCAGCAAAUCCUGGUGAAGCAGUACGGCUUUCAGCUUGAGGACAUCAUGAUGCUGAACGAGGAUCAAGACAAAAGCAAAUGGCCUACCAAGAAGGUGAUCCUGGAGGGGAUGCAGUGGUUGUACAAGGAUGCAAAGAGCGGAGAUCUACUGUUCUUUCACUACAGCGGCCAUGGCUCCACGUACUCGGUGGACAAGAAGGCAAUGCCUGCUGACUGCAUUUGCCCCUUGGACUGCCUUGACAAGCCGUGGCCGGAAGCAGUCAUGCUCGACACUGAGAUUCACGACAAUCUCUACGAUCCCUUGCCAAAAGGUUGCAAGGCCGUUUGCAUCUUCGAUUGCUGCCACUCUGCUACCGUCGCAAACCUCUGUGAGACGAUGGUCGUCAAGGAGGGGCCCCUGACUGCGGCCAAGAAGGAGAAGUUGGUGAAGCAGCUGACGAAACAGAAAGACGAUGUGGCUGCCAAGGUCCGCUUCUACCGCGAGAUUAACUCCGGCAAGCUGGACAUCAAGAAGAAGAGCCGGGAUGAAAUGAUCCAACUUCUGGAGAAGCAUGAGUUCCCGAAGAAGGGCUCAUACUACGAGGACGAGCAGGCGAACUACAACUAUCUCAUGGGCAUGUCCAUCUCCACGCUCUUCAAUGAGUCUGUGAAGAAUGCCGAAGACCUGCUGGAUGCAAAGACCAAGGCUCUGGCACACGUGCAAAGCCUAAAGCCUGGCGAGGGCGCCAAGAUCUACAUCGGCAACCUUGAACAGGAUGAGCAGUCUGCAUACACCAAGAGCCAUUCCAGCAAGGAAAUCCGGUUGCGGUACCUCCCCCAACCAGAAAUGGAUCAGGAUGAAGAUGCCCCGCCAGCCAAGCCACUUGGCACAGGCUUGCGUGGUGCCCUCAGGAAGGCCAAGUACUCAGAUCAUGAGCUCUGGAUCUUCUCGGGCUGCCAGGACGAUCAAACAAGUGCUGACGCACAUGUGGACGGCAUCUACCAGGGAGCCUUUACCUGGGCUCUUAUCAAGGCUUUGAAGACCGAUGCAUUCAUGGAGAGCUACAGCAAUCUGCUCAUCCAAAUCAAGGAGAACUUGGAGAGCGGCAGCUACAAGCAGGUCCCAGCCCUGUCCACGACACACAAGAUGUACCUGGACUUCGGCUUCUGUGGAAAGCUCAAAGAGAAUGGACCGAGCAUUGAGUGA